AUGAGCAAGAUGAGUGUGGACGUGCUGUGGCUGGCUGCGCUGGCUCUGUCUCUUCCUGCACUCUCUCUGAGUGAUCCACUGUUCAUUCUGACCGCGCCAAACCUUUUGCGAGUGGGCAGCAAAGAGAGUGUGUUUGUGGAGGCGCAGGAGUACAUGGGAGAGAGCUUCAAUGUAGAAAUCAUGGUGAAGAACUUCCCAGCCAAAACCCGGGAGAUCUUCUCCAAAACUGUGACCCUGAGUGCUGAGAACAACUUCCAGGCUCUGCAGGAAAUCCUGAUCCCAGAUGAUGAUCUUUCUUUUCACAAAGAGUCACGACUCCAACAGUACAUCUGUCUGCAAGCAAAGUUUCCCCAGCGUCAGCUGGAGAAAGUCGUUCUUCUCUCUUUCCAGUCAGGGUACAUAUUUGUGCAGACAGAUAAGACCAUCUACACUCCAGCAAGUACUGUUCGUUACAGGGUCUUUGCUUUGAACCCUGGCUUGGAGCCAAUCACAGCUGGUGUUUCUGUGGAAAUCAUGACUCCUGAUGGAAUCACAAUUCAGAAAGACACUGUGCAUCCAGACCGUGGGAUAAUAUCUGGACAGUACCAACUCCCAGAGAUUGUCAGGUUUGUACUGUCAAAGGCAACACAUGUUGCUCACAUCCCACCCCCCCCCUACCUACUGCCACGACCUCUCACCUCUGACCUUCUCUUGGUUUACAGUAUAGGGACCUGGAAGGUGGUGUCAAGAUUCCAACAAACCCCACAGAAGAAUUUUACAGCUGCCUUUGAGGUGAAGGAAUAUGUGCUGCCCAGUUUUGAGGUCACGCUAACACCAGAACAGGAUUUUUUCUACACCAACGAUACUGAACUGUCUGUCGAAAUAAGGGCCAGGUACCUCUAUGGGAUGGAUGUGAUGGGGAAGGCUUUUGUGGUGUUUGGAUUGCUGACCGAAGGAGAGAAGAAGAGUUUUCCUGCCUCUCUGCAGAUUGUGGAUGUCAUAGCAGGAAGGGGCAAGGCCACGCUGAGAAGAGAGCAUAUUCUGAAAUCCUUCCCCGAUAUCAACCAACUCCUCCAGUUGCCCUUAUAUGUGUCUGCCAGUGUCCAAACAAGCAGUGGCAGUGAAAUGGUGGAGGCAGAGAAGAGGGGAGUCCUGAUAGUGACCUCACCCUACAGCAUCCACUUCCACAAGACUCCCACCUACUUUAAACCAGGGAUGCCAUUUGAUGUCAUGGUUUACGUCACAAACCCAAAUGGCAGCCCCGCCAUAGACAUUGAGGUGGAGGUGACACCAGGGCCAGUUGUGGGCAGGACGAAGCAAAACGGUGUCACCAAGUUAACCAUCAACACCCAGGAGGAGGCUACCCAUCUGCCAAUCACUGUGAGGACAAAGGCCCAUGGCAUACCUCAGGAGCAGCAGGCUGAAGAGAGCAUGACAGCCCUACCGUACAAGACGCAGGGCGGCUCCAAGAACUACCUGCACAUCAGCAUCCAGGAAGCUGAGCUGGAGAUUGGACACAAUUUGAGCAUAAGCCUCAGUCUGAAAAACAGCCCAGAUGUUCAGGAUCGGAUCCAACACCUCACUUACCUGAUAAUGAGCAAAGGGCAACUUGUCCGUGCAGAGAGGUAUCAAAGACUGAAAGAACUGUCACUGGUGACGAUAUCGCUCCCAGUAACCAAGGACAUGAUCCCCUCCUUCCGCUUGGUGGCGUACUACCAUGUGGGAACAGAGGUGGUGUCAGACUCUGUUUGGGUCGAAGUGAAGGACAACUGCAUGGGAACGCUCACUGUUUCCCCCACUAGACCAAAGGAUGUUUAUGAACCUCACCAGCCCUUCAGUUUGACCAUCACCGGUGACCCAGGUGCAAAAGUGGGACUUGUGGCCGUGGACAAAGGAGUUUACGUCCUCAACAGUCAGCAUAGAUUGACACAAACAAAGAUCUGGGAUGUCAUUGAAAAGCACGACAUUGGCUGUACGGCUGGAAGUGGCGCAGACAGCAUGGCAGUUUUCUAUGACGCUGGACUGGUGUUUGAAUCCAGUCUUGGUGGAACUAUACCCAGAACAGACCCCCAAUGCCCUGCUCACCCUAAGGCUCGCAGACGGCGCUCACUCUCACUGAUCGACCUGAAAACGUCACUAGCAAGUAAUUACUCUGGGUUGGCGAAGCAGUGUUGUCAGGAUGGAAUGGUGGAGAGUCUGAUGGGCUACACAUGUGAGCGGCGCUCCCAGUUCAUCAUCGACGGAGAAGAGUGCGUGAAAGCCUUCCUGCACUGCUGUUCAGAGGUGGACCAGAAACACGACGAGGCCAAAACGGAGCAGCUCCUCCUGGCACGCAGUGAUGAAGUAGAUCACUACAUCAGCAGUGAUGACAUUGUGGCCUGCACGCAGUUCUUUGAGAGCUGGCUAUGGGAGGAGAUGACACUGCCAGAGUGUCCCCUAGACCGGACACAAUGUGUGUCCACGUCAGUAAGAAAAGACAGUUUUCUGAAGGACUCCGUCACAACCUGGAAAGUCACUGCCAUCAGCCUGUCCAAAACUAACGGAAUCUGCGUGGCAGAUGCCAUUGAAAUGAAGGUGAUGAAAGAUUUCUUCAUUGAUCUGAAGCUGCCCUAUGCUGCAGUACGAAAUGAGCAGUUGGAAAUCAAAGCUGUGCUAUACAAUUACCUUGAAGAGGCAAUAAUGGUUCGGGUGGAGCUGAUGGAGACAGAGGAAGUGUGCAGUGUUGCCAGCAAGAAGAGGAAGUAUCGCAUGGAUGGUAUUGAAAUGGAUCCCAUGUCCUCGCGUGCUGUCCCCUUUGUCAUCAUCCCUAUGACCCCUGGACAGCACUCCAUUGAGGUCAAGGCUUCCGUUUUCGACUCCAGCCUUGCUGAUGGUGUCAAGAAGUCCCUUCACGUGGUGGCUGAAGGAGUGAAAACCAUAAAGCAUGGUGUAACUGUGGUACUGAGGCCAUCUGACCAUGGUGGUGUCCAGUCACAGAAAAUUGACAGAGUGAAGCUGUCCUCCCAGGUGCCAGGCUCACCUUCACAGACUUACAUCAGCGUGAAAGCUGAGGUUCUGAGUCAGACCAUUCAAGCCGCCAUCAGCGGCCAACCCAUGGGAAGCCUCAUAACCCAGCCCACAGGCUGCGGCGAGCAGAACAUGAUCACCAUGACCAAACCUGUUGUCGCCACACACUACCUGGAUAGAACUGGCCAGUGGGACAAAGUGGGGGUAGAUCGCCGUGCCAAAGCCAUCAAAUACAUCACAAAGGGGUACACACAACAGCUGGCAUAUCGCAAAGCUGACGGCUCUUACAGCAUUUGGACUGAUACAAAACCCAGCACCUGGCUGACAGCAUACGUGACCAAAGUGUUCAGCAUGGCAUACAGUCUCAUCAGCAUCCAGGAGGAUGUGCUCUGCAGCACCCUCAAGUGGCUGGUCCUGAAGGCACAGCACGUGGAUGGACUUUUCAAAGAGGAUGCCCCAGUUAACCAUGAAGAGAUGGUGGGUGGUGUGCGUGGGAAAGACGCUGACGCAUCACUGACUGCGUUUGUCCUGAUUGCCAUGCAGGAAUCGUAUGUCAUCUGUGCGGAGAGAGUAAAUAGCUUGCCUGACAGCAUGAAGAAAGCUAGCAAGUUCCUCUUACGCAGAAUCCACAGCCUGACCAACCCCUACGCCGUGGCCAUAACCUCCUACGCCCUGGCCCUCGAGGGGAAGCACCAGCUGCCCAUCCUGCUCCGCUUCGCAUCCACUGACAGAACGCAUUGGCCGGUCCCUGGAGGUCACCGUUUCACCCUGGAGGCCACAGGUUAUGCUCUGAUGGCUCUGGUCAAGGCUAAGGAGUUUGACCAGGCUGGUAGCGUGGUGAAAUGGUUGACUGAGCAGAGGUUCCACAGUGGGAGGCACGAUUCCACCCAGGCCACCAUCAUAGUGUUCCAGGCUGUGGCUGAGUACAUGACAGAGGUGCCUGACCUGAAGGAUGUCGACCUACAUGUGAGCAUCAACAUCAGUGGCCGCAGCCAGCCCCUCAAGUGGACCUUCAACAACGAGAACGCUUACGUCACUCGCUCAGCGAAGACUCGGACUGACCAAGACCUGCAAAUCACUGCCGAAGGAUCUGGCCAGGGGACCCUGUCAGUGGUGACCUUAUACCACGCUUUGCCAGAGGAAAAGGACACAGACUGCAAGAACUUUGACCUGCAGGUGAAGAUUGAGGAGGAGUCAGAAGUAGGCGAUGAGAAUGCCCUGGAAACAUACAAGCUCAUAAUUGAUAUGAGGUACCUGUCUCCAGACAGAGAUGCCGCCAUGUCUGUGCUGGAUAUUACAAUGCUCACAGGAUUCGUUGCAGACAAGACAGACCUUGCAAGGUUAACCUCCGGAAGAGACCGGUACGUCCAGAAGAUUGAAAUGGACAAAAGGUUGUCUGACAAGGGCUCCCUCCUUUUCUACCUGGAUAAGGUCUCUCACAAGCUGUCUGACAGAGUGGUCUUCAGGAUACACAAGAUGACCGAAGUGGGGCUGCUUCAACCAGCUGCUGUCACCCUGUACGAGUACUAUGCUACUGAAAACCGCUGCAUGAAGUUUUACCACCCGCAGAAGACAGAUGGAGCCCUGAACAGGAUCUGCCAUGAGGAGGUGUGCCGGUGUGCGGAAGAGAACUGCAGUUACCAGAGGAAAAAUACAGCCAACGAUUGGGACCGCUUGAAUUCAGCCUGCGAAGCUGGUAUGGACUACGUUUACAAAGCCACAGUGGUCCAUGCUGAUCUGACUCCUGCAUUAGACCACUUCACAAUUCAGGUAGAUGAAGUCAUCAAAGAAGGCACUGACACUGGUGUGGGUGGGAAAGGGCGUAUAUUUAUGGCCCAUCCCUAUUGCAGAGAUGCAAUAGAUCUGAGAGAAGGAAGUACCUACCUGAUCAUGGGUAAAUUUAAGGACUUUGUCGAAGGAAAGGACAGGUUGCUGUACAUGUUGGGUGGAGGCACCUGGAUUGAGUACUGGCCCACGGAGGCAGAGUGCCAGGAACCUGCAUACAACAAGACCUGCAAUGACAUCAUUUCUGCUGCAGAAGAGCUCCAAACCUUUGGAUGUCGCACUUAAACCUGUACCAAUGUGCUUAAUUCCUUGUUUUCUGUCAAUUAUUUUAUGUUUAAUGGAAACAAUUUAUGUGCACUAAAUGUGUAUUGCAGUUGCACUUCCACAUUCAAGUUGACAUUAGUCCUAAAAAAUUUUCACCAGAGCAUGUGAGGUAAAUAAACUGACAAACAUGCCAGCAACACA
Megalops cyprinoides (Indo-Pacific tarpon) is the source of this 5235-nucleotide messenger RNA. RefSeq names its product complement C3-like. The transcript has 40 exons. The record is from RefSeq and is a predicted model, not a curated record. Gene Ontology annotation, cellular component: extracellular region. Lineage: Eukaryota; Metazoa; Chordata; Actinopteri; Elopiformes; Megalopidae. Gene Ontology annotation, molecular function: protein binding; endopeptidase inhibitor activity. Bases 1 to 5055 code for a protein of 1684 amino acids.